AUGGGAAAGGUCCCCUGCUGUGACGAAAAUGGCCUCAAGAAAGGGCCAUGGACACCUGAAGAAGAUAAAAAGCUUUCUGAUUUCAUUGAGAAACAUGGCCAUGGCAGUUGGAGAGCCCUUCCAAAACUUGCUGGUUUGAAUAGAUGUGGGAAGAGUUGUAGGUUAAGAUGGACUAAUUAUUUGAGGCCAGAUAUCAAGAGAGGCAAAUUUUCCCAAGAAGAAGAGCAGACAAUUCUUCAUCUCCAUUCCAUCCUAGGGAACAAGUGGUCAACGAUCGCAACGCACUUACCGGGGAGGACAGACAACGAAAUCAAGAAUUUCUGGAACACACACUUGAAGAAGAAGCUGAUCCAAAUGGGAUAUGAUCCAAUGACUCACAGGCCAAGAACUGACCUAUUUUCAAACUUGCCAAAUCUCUUAGCCUUAGCCACUUUACUUCAAUCCCACCCCCUAGAAGAACACGCAGCAGCAGCCGCCAGGUUACAAGCCCAAGCUGCUACACAGAACAUGGCGGCCAAAAUUCAAUACUUACAAAUGCUCUUUCAAUCUUCAUCAUCAUCAUCAAUGACCACAACCUCGUCAUCAUCGUACGACAACAAUGGGGAUUUCUGGGAUUUUAAUCUACCAAACCUUUCGAAUAAAGAAACAGAUAAUAACCCUUUAUUGAGCUCGCUAUCUCAGAUGGAAAACCAAACCCUUUUCUCCAUUGAAAAUUCAGGCGCCUCUCAACUGCUCCACAACGAGCAAGUCCCUUUCAACUUCCAAACACAUUUGAAUAAUGAUAACAAUAAUAAAUCACUUAAUUCUGAUUCCAUAUUGCCGCCAUUAACGGAUUGUUUUUUGAACAACAAUAAUAAUAAUAAUCAAGGGGAUUCUAGCAGCACUUCUAGCAAUGGUGAUUAUCAAGGCACUUCUUCGCCUUCUUCAUACAACUGGCCUGAAUUGUUUCUUGAAGAAGCUUUCAUGCAUGACAUUUCUUGACUGAAAUUAAUUGCUAUACUUCGAAUCAAUAUUUUGACAAAUGAUUUAUACUGCAUGUAUACUUCAAGUAUAGAAGAUUUUUCAAGGUUUUUCUUUUCUUUUAUUUUUUAUUAUUAGUUUUUGUUUGGAUUUGGGCCUUUUGGCAAAUAUAUACCUUUUUGUU
This is a messenger RNA of Ipomoea triloba (trilobed morning glory), 1144 nucleotides long. Its product is annotated as transcription factor MYB93-like. The record is from RefSeq and is a predicted model, not a curated record. The transcript has 3 exons. The coding region runs from base 1 to 981 and encodes 326 amino acids. Lineage: Eukaryota; Viridiplantae; Streptophyta; Magnoliopsida; Solanales; Convolvulaceae.